Molecule: messenger RNA, 1968 nt
Organism: Polistes canadensis
Lineage: Eukaryota; Metazoa; Arthropoda; Insecta; Hymenoptera; Vespidae
Product: hydrocephalus-inducing protein-like
Exons: 11
Coding region: 1-1968 (655 amino acids)
Biological process (GO): axonemal central apparatus assembly; cilium movement
Cellular component (GO): axoneme
Source: RefSeq, a predicted model, not a curated record
AUGGGAUUGGAAUUUCUAAAGAUAAAUUUAAUGGGUCAUGGAAUCGAACGUAAAUUAAAUCUAAGUGAAUCUUUUAUCCAAUUUUUACCAACUGUACCCUAUUUGGACGUUCAGGAACGUGAAUUUACGAUUGAAAAUAAUACCGAAUAUCCUAUUGAAUUUUUUUGGCAUCAUCUCGAUAAUCAAUUCUUACACGAAGAUCGCAUUGCUAAGAUACUUACUCGUUAUUACAAUGUCGAGGAAAUCCUCUUGCCACCUAGGAAACUUGCUGAAGGGAUCCCACCUUUAUUAAUUGAAUUCUAUAAUGAGUUAAUCAAUGAAAUAACCAAGGAACAAACAUUUGAUGAGAUUAGUGACGUAGAAGAAAAAGAAGAAGAAUUAAAUAAAGAAGUAGAAAUGUCGAUCACGAACAAGAAAGAAGAACUUAAAUCUAUAGAUCAUGAUUCGAUCAGUGAUCUUUAUCUUUACAACAAAUCAUCCCUAUUGGCUACAAGUGAUCCUACACAAAUUGAACAACUGCUUCUCGAUCACAUCAAUCAUUUGCAAGAAGAUCCUAAUUUUCAAGAAAUUAUGAAAGAUCCAGUGAAGUGUUUGUUUGAUCAACUCGAAGUUGAAUCGACGUUGACGGAGAAGUUAGAAGAAUCGGUGAAACCAUUGAAGAAAGUUUGCAUAAUAUUUCACGGUGCACCUUUCACUGCUUACCAGGAAACAGCAUGCAGAAGUGCCAGAGCAUUAGGGAUUCCCGUGCUUUCUAUAGACACAGCUAUUUUAGAAAUAGCAGCUUUUGGCAAGAGCGAAUGCUCGGUCAAACUAAGACAAGCUAUCAAUGAAAUUUAUCAGGAUUAUACAAUGAAAUUUUCGGAACACAGAAUUAAAAUUCUUGUUGAAAAAUUGGAAACAUCGAGAACGGAAACAACAUAUACGCAAAAGUCACGUGGGAAAAGUAGAACACCAAGAACGGUAGAAACUUCGAAAUCUGGAAAAUGUGAUGAAGAUUUAAGAGACGAAGAAAGAUAUUUGCGUUGGAUUGAUAUGCCCGAACCUUUAGAAUCGUACAACAAAUUAUUACAAACCGAGGAAACAUUGAUUUCGAUGGAUAUUUUCAGUCAAUACGAAUACAAACUUCAAGCUAUUAAAUUACUGCAAUUAAUUCUUCCAGCACAUAUGAUCGCUGAAUCUGUUAAGGACAAAAUAAGUUUUCGGGAAAGUGAAAAAAGUAGUAAAAAAAAACAAGAAAGUCAUUUUCUCAACAUCGAUACAGAUUUAUUAACCGAAGUAUUAAAAGAAAGAUUAUCAGAAAAAGAUUUCGAAAGAGGUUUCGUUUUGCAAACUCUCCAAAAUGUUUUCAUUCCUGACGAGAUUAAAACUUUGAAUAUUUUACUGGAUAUUAUCGGGCAGAUAGAAUUUUUCCUUUUCGUAACUUUUUAUAAUUCUGUAAACAUUUGUAAUUGGAAAAUUGACGAGUUAAAACGAUUAAAAACUGAGAAAAUAGCAGAGAAUACCGCGAAAAAAAUUCAAGAAAUCGAUGAGAUGUCAUUGUCCGAUUACGAUCAAAUUUCGGAGGAAGAUAAAAAUAUAUAUCUCCAAGCAGUCUUGCCAAUAAAAAGACAAGAAGCAUACUUGAGAAGAGCUCAUUUAUCUCAGAAAUUGGACGAAUUAAAAAGAAAAAAAGAGGAAAGACAUAUGCGUACUAUUGAAUCAAAUUUUAAGAAAAAAAAAACAAAACUAACGGUUACCAAAAGCAAACUUACAGUUUCGACUAAUCGAGACGAAUUAGAAUCAAAAACGCUUUCUAGUAAGAAAGAAACUGCUCGUAAAAAAAUUCGUACUAGUCCCAAACCAGAGAAAAGAGUUACCGAAAAGUUACACUCAGAACCAACAAUUUAUUCUAUUCUCGCUCACAAAGGUUUUGAAGUAUCAAGCGUGGUUGAAAAAAAACCUGGUAAUAAUUUUCACUUAAUCAACUAA